UUGUCGGAUUUGGACAAGCAUAGGGUACUUGGGAAAGGCGCUUUUGGUGAAGUUUGGUUGGUUAGUGACACCAAGAAAGCGGGAAAGUCCUUCGCCUUAAAAUCAAUAAGUAAGCGAACGCUGCUUGAAUCCAAGCAAGAGCAGAGUGUUAUAAACGAGAAGGAAUUUCUGUGUUUGCUACAACACCCUUUCAUUCUCAACUUGGUUGCAUCUUUUCAAGAUGAAGAGAAUGUUUAUCUUCUUCUUCCGCUUGUGCCAGGAGGCGAGCUUUUCAAUGUUCUCCAAAAACAGAAACAAAAACAUUUGGGAUUGGUGAACGACCACGCAGCAUUCUACUCUGCCUGUACUAUCGAGGCUAUUGGGCACCUGCACCAAAGGCAAAUCGCUUACCGAGAUUUGAAGUUGGAGAAUAUCUUGAUUGAUACUGAGGGCUAUUGCAAAAUCAUCGAUCUUGGCUUUGCUAAAGUGGUAGUCGACAAGACUUACACACUGGUUGGCACUCCUGAAUAUCUUGCACCCGAAAUUAUUUUGUCGAAAGGGCACGAUAAAUCAGUCGAUUACUGGUCGUACGGUGUCCUUGUAUAUGAGCUUCUCGUAGGACACUCUCCUUUCUAUCUCAAACAUUCCAGCCAAAUCGACAUGUUCAAGCGCAUUGUCAUGCAGAAGUAUACGAUUCCAGAAACGGUGGAAGGUCAUGCGAGAGUUCUGAUUCAGGACCUUUUGAUCCGAAAACCUGAAAAACGCUUGGGAAAUCUGUCCAAAGGCUACUUUGAUAUUAAAAAACAUGCAUGGUUCGAAAUGUCAAAGAUAAAGUUUCGCGCCUUGUUGAAAAAAACCCUCGAGGCGCCUUGGAAACCGCACCUCAGCGGGGCCACAGAUUCCUCUAACUUUGACUCUUUC
Molecule: messenger RNA, 900 nt
Organism: Phaeodactylum tricornutum CCAP 1055/1
Lineage: Eukaryota; Bacillariophyta; Bacillariophyceae; Surirellales; Neidiaceae
Exons: 1
Biological process (GO): signal transduction; peptidyl-serine phosphorylation
Cellular component (GO): cAMP-dependent protein kinase complex
Molecular function (GO): cAMP-dependent protein kinase activity; ATP binding
Source: RefSeq, a predicted model, not a curated record